This is a messenger RNA of Oryza sativa Japonica Group (Japanese rice), 738 nucleotides long. RefSeq names its product protein BUNDLE SHEATH DEFECTIVE 2, chloroplastic. Gene Ontology annotation, molecular function: protein folding chaperone. Gene Ontology annotation, cellular component: protein folding chaperone complex; chloroplast stroma. The record is from RefSeq and is a predicted model, not a curated record. Lineage: Eukaryota; Viridiplantae; Streptophyta; Magnoliopsida; Poales; Poaceae.
AGAGUGGAUUGGCCUCCACUUCCCUUUUGGCCGUCCAUCUCUCCUCUCCUCGCUCUCGCUCGCUCGCUCUCUCGCUCGCUGCUCCCAAAUGGCGGCCACCUCGAGCCUCACGGCGACCGCCGCCUCCCCUCCGCUCCUCCUCAAACCCGCCCCUUCCCCGCUCGCUGCCUCCUUUCUCCGGCCCGUCUCUCGCUUCUCCAGGUUCCAGUCCGUCAAGACCAAGGCCACAGAAAAUGAUCAGACCGAAAAGAGUCCUCCGAAGGGAAGCAGCCUUGUCUGCCAGGACUGCGAAGGAAACGGUGCAAUAGUGUGCAACCAGUGCAAGGGAGAUGGGGUGAAUUCUGUCGAUCACUUCAACGGCCGAUUUAAAGCUGGAGCAUUAUGCUGGCUUUGCAGAGGAAAGCGGGAAAUCUUGUGCGGUAGCUGCAAUGGUGCUGGCUUCUUAGGUGGAUUCAUGAGUACUUCCGAUUCAACUGCAGAGUAGUGUGAAUGGUUUAUAUUCUUCUUUUGGUUUGUGUUUGUAUUUUGUAUUUGAGCAAUUUUGAGGAAUCUGUAAUAUUUCCACUUUGUGUCAUCUUGAACAAUUUGUGCUCCAGGAUUGGGGCAAUUUCAGGCACCAAAGCGUAUAACUCUGUAUUAUGUCACUACUAGAAGUAUCUUAUUGCUCUCAGCCUCUCAUAACGAAAGAAACUUAGUUUGGGAACUUAUUAUGAUGAAUAUUAAUUUGUACUGUGUUUU